Molecule: messenger RNA, 2338 nt
Organism: Pocillopora verrucosa
Lineage: Eukaryota; Metazoa; Cnidaria; Anthozoa; Scleractinia; Pocilloporidae
Product: tektin-1-like
Biological process (GO): cilium movement involved in cell motility; cilium assembly
Cellular component (GO): microtubule cytoskeleton; nucleus
Source: RefSeq, a predicted model, not a curated record
CAGACAUAGUUUUACACUCCAUUAAAGCAACUUUUAAGGAGUUGUAAAGUACUCAUCGUCAAGAAAAUUCGAGUAAUCUUCCCGUUAUUUUCGCAGAGGAGUUAAUCAGAAGACAGGAUACGCGAGAUGACGCAGUCUUUUGUAGAAACAGCGAAGUUUCUUUCUUCAUCGACCUUCGAUCCUCCUCCAUAUCUGAGACCACCAGGCGGACCGUAUGAGACAACAUACACAGCAUCGUUUCAAACUGGCCGGCCAUACACAUCACCUCACUACUCUCUUAGACCUCUAUCAAGGUCUUUUGAAUUUCCUUCCAAGAUACUGAACGGAUCUUCCACUGGAUUAGAACAUUUACCGUACACAGCCGUCACACAGCGCGCUAUACAUAAAUACACUCCACAGCAAUGGCGAACCUCGAACGUUCUUAAUGUUUCCUCAGGCGAGAAGGAACGAGCGACCGCGGAGAGGCUUCGAGAUGACUGCGCGCGGCUUCGAACAGAGACAGCCCUUCUCACACACCGCACGCAGACAGAUGUCAACAAGAAGCUAGAGCAUCGCAUCCAUGAUAUAAGUUACUGGAAGAACGAGCUCGAGAAACAACAUGCCGAAACGGUCGCCGAGAUCAAGGCCCUUCAGGCGUUUAUCGGCCGCUUGGAAAAGGCCUUAGCAGCAACAGAAAAGCCUUUGAAUGUCGCAAAGCAAUGUCUGGAUUACAGAGAGAGAAGAGUCAAGAUCGAUCUUGUUCAUGAUAAUGUGGAAACGCAUAUCAGCAAGGAAGUGGAGAUGAUUGAAAACGUGCGGGCUUUGCUUAAGAAAACAAUGGAUCAAGCCCACGAACAGCUGUGGUUGCUACGCUCUGCGAAGACUCUGCUGGAAAAAGAUCUUGGCGACAAGUACGGUUCCCUUGGGAUUGAUGGGAAAUGCUCCACGUUAACAAACUUCUCUAAGGACAUCCAUUUUGCGCCCCACUCGGUCACGAUCCAACAACAUUCUUUCACUCCAGAUGAAUGGGAGGCCUACUCUUCAGAGAACAUUGCCAAAGCAGAGCGGGAACGCAAGGCAUCUGUGGCUCUGCGAUCAGAGAUUAAUGGAAUCUUGAUGCAGACUUACGUCGACCUGAGGAACAUCUUUGAGACUGUUAACAAUGAAUUCAGCAAGCGUAUUGAGGAGACGGUGACUGCUAAGAGAUCGCUCGAGAAAGAAUUGGCCAGGGUUAUGGAUGAAAUAGCGUCUAUGGAGAACAACGUCCGUGAUCUCAGGCAAGCCAUUGCAGACAAAGAGAACCCACUUAAAGUUGCCCAUACUCGCUUAGACAAGCGUUCUUUGAGACCCAAUGUCGAGCUUUGCAGAGAUCCUGUACAGUACCGACUGGUUGGAGAGGUCGGCGAGAUCAACGUCUCAAUAGAUCGUCUGCGCAUGCGUCUGGCUGAGGCCGAGGCCUCCCUCAUGGCUUUGCUGAGGAACAAGGAGCGCCUGGAAGAUGAUAUUGAAGUGAAGACCAACAGCCUUUUUAUUGACCGUGAUCAGUGCAUGGUCAUUAGGCAGCAAGUCCGCCAUAUUUCUCACUAAGGAAACUGUUACGUAACCGUGGCAACAGAUAAUCUUAAAAGGACAAAGAACUCUUAAGAGAUAUUUGGAGAUUUUUUUAUAGGGCAUUUUAUUUAAAAGCAAAAUUAAAUUACUUUCGAUUCUGGAAAUGAAAUUUUGGAACUGAGAUUUUAAUAGAAAUUUUCCUUUGUCUCGUUUGCCAUUUUAAAAUGUGGUCCGGUUGAAGUAAAAUUUUGAAUCGUUUGAAUCUUCAACAUCUUUUAUUCUUUCAUUUACAUACCUGAAUGUUCCUUUUAAGACAGGAUUGUAACAGAUAUUUGCUUCUAUUUCACUUUGAUUUGUAUGGAAAAGAAAAGAAUAGAAUACUGGAUUCAGGUUCUUAGGUGAAAUUUCUGUUGUGUUAUUCAUAUACGCGUGUGUGAUUCUACAAAAUAUUUGCACCUCUAGAAAACACGUCAAUUAAUAUAUUAAUACCUUUUGCACUGGUUGUUAAAUGAGAUGUGAUAAUUUAAAUAAGAACCAGCAAGAGAACAGAUAUAUCAUAAAGGAAGCUUGUUUGUUAAAUAACCGAAUAAGAUUCAUUAAACUCCCCAGUGAAUUUCAAAUAGGAACGAGUGACGCGCAUUGGGUCAAACAUAACUCUAGGGAGGGGGAGAGAGUAUGCGAGUGUCUGAGAAUUUAUUUUAAAGAGAGACAGUGAAAGUGUUUCUUAGUGUUCUGAAAAGAACAGAAUCAGAAGACAGUACUAAUAUUCUGCUUGUAAAUACCUUAAUACUUCUGCAAUAAAUCACUU